AUGUCUAGCAAGAACGCGGCAAACGACACCGUCCUCGAUCUCCUCAUGAUCGUGUACGGUUCUUCGAAGGACGACCCGUUGGACGACAGCCGCUUCUGCGGGCACGACCAGCGGCGCGUCGAGGUGCAGCUCGCGCCCGUGAUGCCGCCCGAAGUCGCCGCGAGCAUGCGCCGGCGGCAGGAGUGGGCGCACGAGCUCUCAGGCCGCGUCACACCCGACCUGAAGCAUGGCCAGAGGUGGCACUGCGAGUUCUGCGACAAGCUGGCGCGGGAGUCGUUCGUCCAGAACGUGUCGUGGCUGCACCUCAGCCCGCCGAGGCUCAUAAUCUACGUCCACUUGAUGUGCGACACUCAACAAGGCCCGUGCGCUGCGCGACUCCGCGAGGUUGCCGGCAUAAUGGCGUCGCAGACAGGCCAGCCCAACCUGGUCAUGACGAUGCCUAAUAGGUUUGCGCCCGACCCCGUCUUCCCUGCCGCGGCGAGCUGCUUGAACUGCAAGGGUGAGGAGACAAUCAGGAAGAGCUUGAGCCAGUGCGGAGCGUGCAAGCUGGUUAGAUAUUGCAGUACGGCAUGUCAGAGGGAGGACUGGGGCCGCCAUAAGAAGACGUGCAAAGCCGUGAAGGACGUGAAGUGGAUCUGGAAGUGACGGCCUUUUGCUCCCUCAUCCUCGUUGUCACCAAAUAUUUUCCGGCAGAU
Molecule: messenger RNA, 695 nt
Organism: Phanerochaete carnosa HHB-10118-sp
Lineage: Eukaryota; Fungi; Basidiomycota; Agaricomycetes; Polyporales; Phanerochaetaceae
Exons: 4
Coding region: 1-645 (214 amino acids)
Source: RefSeq, a predicted model, not a curated record